CUCUAACCUGUGCCGGGGCGAACCCAUCAAUUACGAGAGCCUCUCCGGCGCAGGUUAGCUUAGUUCUACCUCACGGCGCACGAUAGAUCGACCAAGCGUCUCACAGGUUAGCGUGUCGAUUCCGAUCGAGAUUUUAGUGGCGAAAAUGGAGCAUGAUCGAUCGAAGAUUGAGGAGGUGGCGCAGGAGACGAUGGAGAAACCAUUGAGACUCACGAUCCACGGAGGUCGCUAUUAAUUAUUGGGGAUUUCUCUGUUCUCUCCAAGCAUUGAGGUCAAUCUCGCUUAUACGAAGUUAGCUCCAAGGUUCCAUCCUGACAGAAGUGUGGAUGAUAUUGAAACUUCAGAGCAGUUUAAAGAGGUUUCUAAUUCCUACGACAUUUUAUCUGACCGAGACGGAAGAAGAUGCUAUGAUAAUGGCGAAUUGAGAAUUUUUCCAAAUCCGGACACUACCUUUUCACACCCGGCUUUUUACACGCACCCUGUCGAUAUAUACUGAUCCUAUUGGUUCCAUUCCAUGUGUGCAUAUAUCUGUAUUGCAUGUAUAUGGAUGGAUAUAUAUAGAUAAGGGCACGUACGGUGGUAUAUCCAAGUGGUACUCCGUCCAUCACCAUGUCCUUUCUCUCCUCCUCCAACUCCCGCUCGUACAGCGGCGUGGGUGAGGCGCGCAACGGCCAGCGCCGCAGCGAGUGCUUCGCCAGGUUCUACGAGAACUGGCUCGCCGAGCAGGAGCGCGACCUUGCGGACCUCCGCUCCGCCGCCGCCGCCGCCGCCGCCCGGGGGGGCGGCGAAGAGGAGGAGGAUGGGGGGGGUCGUCGGCCACUGCAGAAUUUAGUCGACAGGGUGGUGGGCCACUACGAGUACUACUACCGCGCCAAGGCGGCGUCGGCGCGCCGCGACGUGCUCCCGAUGUUCUCGCCGACGUGGACGAGCUCGACGGAGAACCUCUUCACCUGGGUCGGCGGGUGGCGGCCCAGCACCGCCAUCCAGCUGCUCUACUCCAAGUCCGGCCUCCAGCUCGAGGCCCGGCUCUCCAACAUCAUCCGGGCUCUGCCCUCGCCGGACCUGGCGGGCCUCUCGCCGGCCCAGCUGGAGCGGGUCGACCGGCUGCACCGGCGCACCGUGCGCCGCGAGAGAGAGAUCGCCGAGGACGAGGCGGCGGUGCAGGAGGCGGUGGCGGAGGCGAGGAUGUUGGAGAUCGCGCAGGCGAUGAGAGGGUCGGAGGGGACGGAGGCGGCGGUCGGGGAAAUGAGGGGGCAGAUGUCGGGGAAGGAGGAGGGGAUGGAGAGGGUCCUGGAGAUGGCGGACGAGCUCAGAGUGGAGACCAUCAAGGGGCUGGUGGAGAUAUUGGAGCCGAUCCAGGCCGUGCAUUUCCUCAUCGCCGCCGCCGAGCUGCAGCUCGCCGUGCGUCAGUUCGGGAUGCGGAAGGACGCCGAGGCCGCAGCGUCUGUCGCAAACGGGGAGAGAGAGCCCCAUCUGACGACGGUGAUCAGGCCGGCGACUUAAUUGGGUGGGUGUCGCCGAGCUUUAUAAUAUUCAGUCUUGCAUUAUGCACUGCUUACUUUCCUUCCUGCCGUUAGGUUUCACUCAGAAGUAAUAUUUUCGUUCCAGUUUUAAAGUGUUAGUCUUGGUUAGGCGUGUAUCUCUCUCUCUCUCUCUUUUCUAAAUGCAUGCUUCGUCUUAUGGCAGUGGUUGUGCUAACUUUUGUCUGUUCCCGUUAGUAGUGCUUGAACUAAAAUACAACGGGGACAAAAUCUUUCUCUGCGGUGGCCUAGUGCCUACCUAAAGCUACCGUCUUUGAAUUUUGAGGCUGAUUUCAAUUUCACCUUUCCAACUGUAAUCACCGUGUUUGCUUUUUUAAUGUCUCCAGUUUCUCCAAAA
Messenger RNA from Ananas comosus (pineapple), 1878 nucleotides. RefSeq names its product protein DOG1-like 4. The transcript has 4 exons. Gene Ontology annotation, biological process: DNA-templated transcription. NCBI's taxonomy places the organism in Eukaryota, Viridiplantae, Streptophyta, Magnoliopsida, Poales, Bromeliaceae. Bases 610 to 1503 code for a protein of 297 amino acids. Gene Ontology annotation, molecular function: sequence-specific DNA binding. The record is from RefSeq and is a predicted model, not a curated record.